Messenger RNA from Rhipicephalus sanguineus (brown dog tick), 5001 nucleotides. RefSeq names its product monocarboxylate transporter 8. NCBI's taxonomy places the organism in Eukaryota, Metazoa, Arthropoda, Arachnida, Ixodida, Ixodidae. The transcript has 5 exons. Gene Ontology annotation, biological process: transmembrane transport. Bases 2979 to 4886 code for a protein of 635 amino acids. Gene Ontology annotation, molecular function: monocarboxylic acid transmembrane transporter activity. The record is from RefSeq and is a predicted model, not a curated record.
GCAGUGGCGGCGGUCCAGAGCCGGGCGCGGUAGCAGGCGCGCGCGCUUGCGCAGCUCUACGCUGCCGCGGCUCCGAGGAGCAAGCGCAGCGCUGGCAACGGCGGCCGACAUCAGUUGCGCUCCGGCAGCGGCGCGAGAGGAUCGUCCUACCCGGCUGGGGCGGUCGAAGGGGUAUCCGGCCACCACUCGGACUUCUUCGGCGUCCCGGGCAAGUUAGAGGAACGCGCCCACUACAACUUCGCCAAGUACGUACGAAACUUCGCCGCAAGACGCCGCGGCGUGGUGCCGGCUCCGUAACCUGUGCGUCGAGCAGUGUCUGAGGAUUUUGAAAAGAAGCCCGCAAGUGUCUAUCCGUCCAGUGAGGAAGAGAUGCGCAGCUGGCGUGGAGAGGUGAUGCGGCCUGGAACAAUACCGUGGGCGACGGCUACGCUUGUCCAACAGACACGUGUUUUUUUAUGCAGCGCGGUAUAGAGGCGAACUGGGGAACGUGUACGGGGCUCGCGAGCCGAGCAUUUCCUGAAGUUCUCGUAGUCUCGUCGGUGUCUGCAUAAACUGCGACGGGGUUUAACCUGCCUGCGUGCCUGGGAGAUUGAGAAGCUUGCUCCGGUAACUCUAAGAGAAACGUGACCCUUCAAACGGAACUGAUUUUCUAUUUUUAUAGGAUCGCAAGACGAAAAGAUCACUGCGGCAAAGUCCCGAAGGUACAAAGAUAUAAGGUUUCCUGCAGGCUCAAAAGGUCACUGCACUCUGUGUUUGUGUGCCUGUAACUGUGUUCGCUGAAAGACGAGCACCCCCUGUUGAAGCGCAUUUCUCGAAACUGCACUUUGUGGUCCGCUAAUCGCCAGUGCUGUUCUUCUUGACUCUCCACGACCUAUAUAUAUAUAUAUUUUUUUUUCUUUUUCGAAAGCGUAAUACUGUCCACGUUCAACGGAAAGACACGAAUUUUCAUCUGUGUAGUGUGCGCGUGUGUUUGUGCGGUGUUGCGUAUCUUCGGCAACAAGGCAGUUUGUAGCACUUGUCGGUCGAGCACCGAUGAUAUCUUGGAACCAAAAUUGCUGCCAGCGUUGUUUCCUGUGAUGAGGUAUCGAUGCUGCACGCGACCCUUAAACGUGUGUGCGUGUGUGUUUAUAGUGUUGGUGUGAGUUUGAAGUUCUUAGCAGCGACAAAGUCAGUGAACAGCUUCAGGUGAGCUGAACUGAAGAAGACUACGUCACUGUCGAACGCCCGAAAGAAUAUUGCCAGCCUCACAAAAAUAAGAAAGUCGAAAGGCGUGUGAACAAAAAAAAAAAAACACAUUUCACAUUUACACGACUAAAUGCGUUUGGGAAUCAAGCGUUAAUUCAUAUUUCGAACCAUCACUGACGCUUCUGGCUAAAAUGUAGUCUUGCUCUUAGCAAAUGAGGGAAACAGUCAGCAGCAUGGUCACCUUGCCAGAAUUGCUACAUGCCGAAACUAAACAAAGCGGCAAUGAAUCUUUUCAACGUCUUGAUCAAAAAGCGAGUUCAGAACGAAUUGUAGCCAACGCGAAACUUCAAGCGUGUUCAUUGCCAAUGAGCUUGUCGCGCAUCACCAGUGUUACUGAUUAUAAGACGGCUAGCUCUUUUCAAAUGCGUCGUUUUCAAAUGUUAUCGCACUUUUCAGAGAAGACGGCUGCCGUUCGUGCAGUUUAAUAUAGUACAGGUGUUUCCGUAUAGCAGCACCUGUAAUAUUUAUUGGCAUUGGUUCGACCCACCGGACUCUAGCCGGCGCACUAUCUCCGCAUUAUCGGAAUGGUGCCCUGGAUUACUUGACAAGGAAGGAAGGUUAAUCUUUUCGAAGAAUACCUUACGGAUUAUUCGCAAGGUAGUGUUCAGGUGAUAUGCAUACUGACACGGUUAGUCUUGCAGCCUCAGUGCAAUUUACUGGCCUUCUUUGCGCCAAGUGGCAUCUUCGUAGAAAACGUGUAACAUACUUUCUUUGCUACAAUUUGACGUGGACGACGUGCUAUCUGUCUCAGGCUGUACAGAUUAUUAUCUUCGUGUGCUGUGUAUGGAUUGGCGCAAAAUAACGUCACAAGUAAAGUAUAUGCGCUGAACGUUUUAUUUAUUAAUAAAAAAAAGCGUUCUCUACUUCCAUCAUGCACCAUAUCCGCGUAGUACAAAAGGAAGUUUAAGAUGUGCUCGUUAAACCACUGUUUAACGUGUAAGGGAUACGGAGCUGCAAGGAUAUACCUUAGAGAUUGCAUUGAGUAAUGUAUGUUUACAUGCGUGAACUUAAGACACUCCGAAAGGUGCCGAUAAACUGACACGCCGCCGUGUCAAAUGCCACUUCACUGUGUUCAUUGUAAGCAAUCCUGCUCGUAAUAGUAGCGUGGUAUCUGGUAAUCAUCGCGUGACGUUUAGUUUCGCAACUAGUCCACGUGUUAUGUCGUGACGUCAAAGCACGUUUUCAUAGCUAUAACGUUACACAGCGACCAUCGUUACCGUACUUAAAAGCUAGACAACUAGUUAGGCGAAUAUGUGAAGCUGACGUCGCUGCGUUUGUGGCACAAGUUAUCUAUGGCCGUUUCAUUUCUUGUCCUCGUACGCAAAGUGUGAGUGAGAAAUCUGAAACGUUGUCGCUGGACGACUUUGUCAUGUGCGCACACGAGUGAGGGAAGUGGAAACUGAAGUGAAUCCGGCGCAGGUUUUCAGCGUUCACCCAUACCAACGGCAGCCUGCAACGCACGCGUCGCUUGUACUGCAAGAAAACAUAACGUUGCAAACGUCACCGGCUCCAAGCCAGAACGCGGUGUGUCGACUCGAGCGUCUACUGCCACCCUAAAACAUUAACCAACUGAACGCGCGUUUUGGCAGCGAAGGUAUGUCUUGCCCCCGACCCAGCUACAUCAGAAGCAGGCCAAUUUGCACAAGCCUUUACAGAUGUUCCGUGAUCGAUAGAUAAAUUCUGGCGUGACGAUUGAUAUCCGGUUUAGAGGGCGUCCAGAAAUACUUGGUUCGAUGGGAACGAAGACUGUAGGAAGCAUGGCCAGCGCGUCUUCUACAGCGUCCAAGCCCGUCGUUUCGCCGGAGUCGAGGACGAUCACGUUUCCUGCAAAGUCCCAGCUUUGCGACGAGAUAAAGGCGGAGACCGAGCCUGAAGUUGAAGACGCAGGUGACGGGAGAGAGUGCGCGACACCCGACGGCGACGACGCCAAAGGUCAGCAUCGUCCUCAAGGAAGAGCGGACAGCUUCGGACGCCCGGACAGGCCUUCGUCGCGAUCCGAUCCACCGCGCCCGCUGAGCAGCGCCGAGCAGCGCAUCGCGGCAACAAUCCGGCAACACUACUACCCGGAGGGCGGCUGGGGAUGGGUGGUGUGCGUCUGCGUGUGCCUCGUCAACGCCCUCAGCUGGGGCAUGCAGCUCAACUACGGAGUCAUGCACGCCGCGGCCGUCCAGCAGUUCGGCGAGGAGAGCGCCGACGAAGCCCCGUGGCUGGGUUCCGCGUCACUAGCCUCUUCGCUGUUCGUGUCUCCAGUGGUGGUGGCCUGGUGUCGACGCAAAGCGUCCGUCCUCACGGCAGUCCUAGGUGGCCUGGUGGCCGCGCUGGGCUGCCUCUUCUCAUCGUUCGCGUCGCAGUUGCACCAAGGCCUGUUCAGCCAGGGCCUGGUGCUCGGCCUGGGCCUGGGCAUGGCGCGGGACGCCGGAAGCCUGGUGCUCGGCCAGUACUUCAAGCGACGCCGCCACUGCGCCGAGGUGGUCGCCUGUGCCGGUUCCGGACUGGGAACGGCGGCCAUGGCGGCGUUCUUUCACUCGGUGCUCGGGACCCUGGGCUGGCGCCACGGUCUUCAGGCCGCAACGGGCCUGGUGUCUCUGAACUUCUUGCUCGGUGCCUUCUACCGGUCGGCGUCCCUGUACCACCCGCAGCGCCGUGCCAUCCUGCACCUCAAGAACCAGCGGCGCAAAAUCAAGGAGAAGAGACCGCGCACCGAAAAGCCGCCCUUCUUCGACUUCGCCGCGCUGCGUACGCGCACGCUGAGGGUCGUCAUGGUAACCGCCGCUCUUGCUGCAGCCGGACUCUACACCCCCUUCUUCUGCCUCGUGCCCCUAAGCGCCGCCGAAGGUGUCCAAGGAGCAUGGGCGUUGCAGGCCCUCCUCGGCCUCGCCUCCGCGGGUGGCGCUGGUGUAGCUGGACUACUGCUGGUGCGGCAUCCGACGCAGUGCAUGCUCAGCCGGCGCUGCCUCUGCCAGCUGUCUCUACUUGGUGCCGGCCUGGCCAUGCUGGCACUUGGAGCCCUGAACGGCUUCGCUGGCUACGCGCUGUUUGCUGCCGUGUACGGAGCCAGUGCCGGUGGAGUGGCGUACGCGCUGAGCAUGCUCGUCUUCGAGCGGCUGAGGGCCAGGCACUUUGGCCGCGCAUGGGGUUUCGUCCAAUGGGCGCAGUGCCUGCCGGUACUCGUAGGAGUUCCCGUUACAGGUUACAUCAGCAAGUCGCGGGAGGACCCCAAGGCGGGCUUCUAUUUCUCGGCCGCGUGCACUUUCGCCGGCGCCACGAGCCUAUUCUUCCUGCCGGACGCCGCCAGGGUCGAGUCCCAGCUGUGCCACCACCACGCCGCGCAGCAGCGCCAGCGUCAAGACAGCAGCCACUCGCACGACACGUCUUGCUGCGGCGAGCGUCCCUCAGAGUAUUACGCCGGCGGCCCACUACUGUCGCGCGCACCGUCACCACCACCCCGGCAACGAAAGCCCAAACAAAGGAAGCUUCGAGGGCGCCAGUCCCACGGCGGACGCCGCCGACGUCGUCGUGGCCAACAAUACGCCGUGCACCUGCCGCGGGUCGUUGCUGUGCUACCAGCGGACAAUGUCGUGGGCGACUUCUGUGGACUUUCUCGACCAACCGGCGCUGGCCGCGCUCUCGUUGGACGCUGAAUGCCUCGAAGACGAAGUGGCCGACGUCGUGGAUGGGGCCUCCGCAGUUCUCUGAACGCAUCGUGGAUGACAGGGUCGCCUGCGGAGGCUGGUGGGUGCGCUGUGUGCGGUGCGA